Molecule: messenger RNA, 834 nt
Organism: Coffea eugenioides
Lineage: Eukaryota; Viridiplantae; Streptophyta; Magnoliopsida; Gentianales; Rubiaceae
Product: transcription factor bHLH118-like
Exons: 3
Coding region: 1-834 (277 amino acids)
Biological process (GO): regulation of transcription by RNA polymerase II
Cellular component (GO): RNA polymerase II transcription regulator complex
Molecular function (GO): RNA polymerase II transcription regulatory region sequence-specific DNA binding; protein dimerization activity; DNA-binding transcription factor activity, RNA polymerase II-specific
Source: RefSeq, a predicted model, not a curated record
AUGGAUGACUUUACUUAUAAUUUGAUUCCUUUACUGCAAGAUGAUCCAAUGCUUUUUGAAUAUUUGCCAAUCUCAACAGUUCAUCCCGACCUAGAACCCGCAAUCCCUCAUCAAGAUCUGCAAAAUCAGGUGGUUGCAUCUUCGCUUGCUUCACGUCAAGAAAAGACUGAGGAGAUCAUCAUCAGGAACAAUAUCAACACGGCCCCGAAAAGGCAGACAAAGGCAUCAUCAGCUAUUCGACCUGAUAAUCAUGACUCUGGGAAGAACCCUGAUGAGAGCAAGCAGAAAAAAGCCUAUCAUAGAGAUAUCGAGCGCCGAAGGAGGCUAGAAAUGGCGGAGCUUUAUGCUUCUCUCAGAAAUCUACUGCCUCUUGAAUGUAAAAAGACAAAGGGUUCCGCUUCGGAUCAUCUUCUUGAUGCAGUGAAUCAUAUAAAACACAUGGAGAAGAACAUUAGGGAAUUGGAAGUAAAAAGGGAUAAGCAAAUAAAUUUAAUGGCUGGAUCGAGCAAUCUGGACGUCAAAAUUGUUGAGGAAACGAACUCUUCUGCUAUUAAGUUCACACUCAGGCAAUGCUCGGGUGGUGGAAUUGAGAUUCUGAUGAAGAAUUACUUGGCAGAUACUAAAUGGUUUCCUCUAUCAAAGAUACUGGAUGUGCUGCUUGAUGAAGGUCUUGCUGUUGUUAGCUGUGUCUGCACCAAAGUCAAUGAGGAAUUUCUUUACACAAUCCAAACUGAGGCCAAUGCAGAUGUUGAUCUAAUUUGUCUGCAAGAAAAGCUGACGAAAAAUGUCGUGACUGGGAAAGACUUAAAAGUCCUAGAGCAAUACAGGAAUUGA